AUGUCUACUUUUCCCAAGCGCAGGCGAUUGUCGUGCCCGACAGCUGCUGCAGCAGGGCCGAUACCGACGUUCACGCCGUCCAUCACUUCAUCGCACCUGGCAACUGGCACCAUCGAGGCGUGUGCUGACAGCCACGGUUCGCAUUAUGUCAGCUACUAUGUACCUGACUACGUACCUGGGUUGCGCCUCUCUGCCCUCUGUUCUAUUCGGCCUCCUCGUUUUCCCUUGGAGGUUUCCAAGCAGCGGUUUGAAGAGCUACUGGAAUCAGAGGUGGUCCACUUUGCUCGAGCGCUGCGGCCCCACCCGAUGACCCUUCAGCAGAUCCUCCACUUGCAAGAUGCCAAGAGCCUGCGCGAGUUUCUUCUGGAGGAAUUGCCCAUACGGGUCGCCCGCCGAGUCCAGCUCAUUGAGUCACUGCCGCGCUGGAGUGACUUUCCACACAUGCGAGUGAUUCGUUCCUUGUACUUCGAUGCUUUUCGCAAGCUUCGUGCAGUGCCUCCAGAAGAAGAGGAACGCUUCAGAAGCGUGCUGCAAGAGAUCAAGCGACGAAACGCCAACAUGCUGUUUCACGUUAUGAGGGGAGUCCGCACAAUGCGUACGAAAGACGCGCUCACAGAGGAGCAGGUUAACAAGUUCCUGGACGAGUUCCUCACCGCUCGGAUAGGUACUGACAUCCUGUCCUCGCAGUACCUGGCAAUGACCAGGCAGGGAAAGAACAAAACCUGA
Molecule: messenger RNA, 726 nt
Organism: Symbiodinium natans
Lineage: Eukaryota; Dinophyceae; Suessiales; Symbiodiniaceae
Source: the annotation of a GenBank genome assembly